Sipha flava (yellow sugarcane aphid) is the source of this 1239-nucleotide messenger RNA. RefSeq lists its product as uncharacterized. The record is from RefSeq and is a predicted model, not a curated record. The coding region runs from base 168 to 1130 and encodes 320 amino acids. NCBI's taxonomy places the organism in Eukaryota, Metazoa, Arthropoda, Insecta, Hemiptera, Aphididae. The transcript is spliced from 6 exons. Gene Ontology annotation, cellular component: cytoplasmic microtubule.
UUUAACGGAUCGAUAAUAAAAUUGAAAAAUAAUUUAGGUCCAAUAAAAAUUAGUAAAAGUAAUAAUUGUAGCUUUAAUUGGUCAAAGCUUAGCACGGUGUUAUUAUAUUUAGAGAUUUUUAUCUUCGAAAAAAAAAAAAUCAAAUAACCAGACUUUUUUUUAUAACAAUGAGUUCAAUCAGAGAUUUUUUUCCUAUUUCAUAUACAGUUGGUGGAACAAAACCCCAGAAGAAUUUUGUUCUACAGAAUAAAAAGUAUGUGACGAAACUAGCUAAAAACACUCAAGCAUUAAAAGAAAAUGAAAAUCCAUUAAACAAAUUGUCUAGUGACAAUAUUCAGAAAUUAAAAUCGAGACGUGGGUCAAAUAAUGACUUAGCUAAAAAACCUGUAAAAUCUAUAGAUUUGGAUAAAAUUGAUGCUAGUUUAAAAUCUAUUCGCUCUGCAAUUGCUCAUACUAAGAUAACUCAAGAAAAAUUAUGUAUCAACUGCACAAAUGAAAAAUAUUUAGAUUUUAAAAAUCAAGGUACACAAACAAUUAAUCCGUAUAAUGAAGAAGAUGUUUUAAAAGAUAGUAUUGUCAGGUAUCCUAAAUCAGAAAAAUUGGAUACAGCUACAAUUCAAAUGAAUCAUAAAAACACUGCUGCUGUACAAACUGAACGUUCUGAAUCGGACUGUUCUAACUAUGUAUCUAAAAAUAGUUUGAAACCUUUAAAAAAAGAUGAAAUAAAUUUAAAGACAAAACAUUCAGUUGGAUUUAAAGAAAAUGCAACAAGUUAUCAUCAACCUGGAGAAAUACCCAAAUAUUUAAAAGAUCGUAAAGUGUUAAAAGAAAAAAAUGAAAAGGAAACACAAAAGAAAUUAGCUAUUAGACGUGAAUUAGGUCUUGAUGAUCCUGCCUGUCCUCCUGGACAUUUAUUACUACCUGAACCAGAACGUUUGGAACAUUUAUCUAAAAUAAAAAAAGAUUAUAACCAUCUGCUAACGCAGUUGAAUAUGUUACCUGUAAGCUCAGAUUCGUAUAAGAUGAAAGAAAAACGUAAAAAUCUUGAAAAUGAAUUAGAUAAACUACAACUUGGUAUUAAACUAUUUUCUAGGAAAAAACUUUAUGUUAAGAUGAGCCCUAAAAAUUAAAUUUUUAAAAAUGUAUCUAAUAAAGCUAAUUGUGAUGUAUCUAUACUCUACAAAUUUUAACAUUUCAAAAAUAAUUUAUUUCUAUUAUAAACAAUUAUUUUUAAGAAUA